CCAGCUCAGUCGUGUUCUGAACGUCGCGUGGGUGGCACGCUGUCGCGCACGCCGUAUUUCCCGCGAAAAUUUUACGUACGAUUUAAAAUCGCAAUUUUCUAAGAAAAUACGUUGAUAUCGCGUUCAGCUAUUGCUAAUGUUCAGUUGAUGUGUGGCGUUGAUUAAUUUGUUUAAAAUUGUACUGUGGUUUUAGAAUUGUGUGCGGAACAACAGGAGCGGCCGAACGGAUUAAUCUAUUUUAUUUUUUUCGUGUUAAAACAAUAAAAAGUACAAGUGAAGUGUUCAAAAUACAUGUCCCAAAAAUCUCAACGAUAAGUGUAAGUGUAAGUUCAUGUGGGGUGAGACUAGCUGAUCGCCCUGGCGUGGUACGGGCCCGGUGGGGGCGCGAUGCAGGCGGGAGGCGGCUGGUUCCUGCCCUGGACCAUGGGCCUGCAGAAGUUUGCAGUGGCCCUGCCAAUGGGGGGCGUGGUGCCGUUAGUACCGCCACUGCUCGCUGCCCUGCCGCCGGCACCCCCUCCUUUGAGGCUUAUCGCGCCGCCUCAGUUGCCUCAUCAGCAGCCUGGGAGAAAGGGAGAAAAAGACAACGGAAAGAACUGCAUAUUAUCCUGUGAAAAGAGGAAAGCUGAUGACACGGAUAUUAAUAAGGACUUAAAAAAGGCGAAGUUAGAAACAAAGGCCCUGAAAGCGAAAAGGCCGGGCUUUACAGAUGACCGGUACAACGAAACGUCUUAUUAUAUUGAAAAUGGACUCAGAAAAGUCUACCCAUACUACUUUACGUUCACAACAUUCACCAAAGGAAGGUGGGUUGGGGAAAAGAUCCUCGAUGUUUUCGCACGAGAGUUCAGAGCCCAUCCCGCCGCUGAGUACGAGCGAUGCAUCAGGGCUGGUACCCUCACCGUCAACUAUGAACGAGUUGACCCCGACUACAGAUUGAAGCACAACGACCUUCUAGCAAACGUCGUCCAUAGGCACGAAACUCCAGUGCUCGCUGGUCCCUUGCGCAUCAUACACGUGGAUGAAGAGCAUCUCGUGCUAGACAAGCCUUGCUCGCUGCCGGUUCAUCCAUGUGGAAGAUACCGGCACAACACCGUCGUUUUUAUACUCGCAAAAGAGUACAACUUGAAGAACUUAAGGACCAUUCACAGACUCGACAGGCUAACGUCAGGUCUCCUACUAUUCGGAAGGAGUCCAAAGAAGGCGAGACAGAUGGAACAUCAGAUCAGGAACAGACAAGUACAGAAGGAAUACGUCUGUAGAGUCGACGGAGAAUUCCCAGAUGAAGAAAUCGAAUGCCAAGAGCCAAUAGAAGUCGUGAGCUACAAGAUCGGAGUCUGCAAGGUGUCUCCGAAAGGCAAGGACUGUUCCACCGUGUUCAAGCGGCUUGGGUACAACGUGAACAGCAACACCAGUGUCGUGCUCUGCAAGCCUAAGACGGGCAGAAUGCAUCAGAUCAGAGUGCAUUUGCAGUAUUUGGGUUACCCAGUAGUAAACGACCCUCUAUACAACCACCCGGUCUUUGGCCCCCUCCGAGGUAAGGGCGGAGACACGGGGGGUAAGACAGACGAGCAGCUAGUCAGAGACCUGAUAGCUAUCCAUAAUGCUGAGAACUGGCUUGGGGUUGAUGCUGCUGAUGAUGAUCUGCUGUUCUCUAAGCCGGUGUCUGAUGAUAAAGUUGGUGAGGAUGACUGCGACACAGGGCCUGCUUCAAGAGAGUCGUCGCCGAGGUUAGAGUCACCAGCACCAGGAGUCACGCCUUCAUCUAUCAUGACCCCAACUCUUCCGAGCCCAUCAAGCGGCGCGGAGGCUCCAUCAGAGGUGAACUCUCCAGCGCCCUGCACACUGGCGCCGUCACCCGUCGCCUCUCCAUCAUUCAAUGACGACUCCAAUGAUGCCAAGUCAGAUAAAGUGACAGUGGCGACCCAAACAGGCUGCACCCCAGCGGCAUCCAGCCACGCCAGUGGGUUGGCCACCAGCUCGGCGAGUGGGUCCAAUGAUGCACUGUCCUCGGACCCCCACUGUUACGAGUGCCGCGUCAGGUACCGGGACCCAAGGCCUAGGGACCUCGUUAUGUAUCUACAUGCCUGGAAAUACAAGGGCCCCGGCUGGGAAUACGAAACUGAACUGCCGCUGUGGGCCAGCAUCGACUGGGAUGAACCAGAGAACUCAUAGUUACAGGAAUUGACACCUCUCAGGACGCGCCUCGCCUCGACCCUGGUCAUCACUUAAUAGCAAAAACAAAAGAAAACCAUAAAAUAAUUGUUUAAAAUAUCGAAUACGAAUAGUUUUAAAUGAAUGUUCUGUCGCUUAUUCCUUUUUCAAAACCUUUGUAUAUUAGACAGAAUUGCGUUUGUCAAAAUUGUUUGAAUUUAGAAAACGGUCGGUUGCACCAUUUAACUAUCAAGGUACCAUUUUCAGUUGUCAAAUUGUUGAUUUAACCUACGGGAGGCGUGUACGGCUGGUUAUGAUUCGGUUCUCGUUAUAGUAAAAUGGUGCAACUCAUCCUUAUUUGUUACAUUUACAAAUUGAUUUACGUCGUUGUAUUUUUCCUGUUCCAAAAGUAGUGAAAUAUUGUAAUAUGUUACAUGUUGUUGCAUGAAAUUUUGUAAAAACGAUAGUUUAAAAUGUUACUGUUUAUUCAAUUCGAUUUGUUAAUUAUUGUAAAUCAAUGCCUAUAACAAAAGCCUAAAUUUCAGUAGGCCUUAACAACUUACAUUUUUUUUAUGGUUUAUUUCAAUAAUUUAGAAGCCUUAUUACGUAACAAAUUGCCAUUCACGAUGGCUUUGAUAUGACAAGAUGAAUUGCUAUCGCCAAGCAAUUUGAACUGUCAAAUGGAAGCGAUUGCAAAUGUGUCAAUGUUAUGUAACAGACGGUCGUCACAUUAAAAAAUGGUUUUAUGCCAAAUUGCGAGGCGCCCUAAACGACAUUACUAACUUGGAUGUUACUAUCACAGUGCUCUAAGGUAAGUUUUGUAAUUAACGUAAGUGAGAGUUAGUCUAAGAAUACAGUUAUUUUAUGAGCGUUGAAAAUCGCAGUUCUGAAAAAAUAACAUUGAAGAAAUUUUAGUCGACUUUAGAGCACAUUUCGAUUUUGUCUAUAGCGAUUUUUUUGACAAUUCUUUUAGAUUUACUUAUAUCAUUUUUGUUCGUUCAGUUCCUAUCGGCCUAAAAAUAUUUGGUCAAGCUUUUUAGUGACGUAGUUAUUGUAAGGGAAAUGUAACAAUUUGUAAUAUGUACCAUUAAAAUAGUUAUAUCGCUUAAACGAGGCAGGGUCAGAACCACAAUCAUAAAUGAAUUAUAUUAAAAUGAUAAUCAUUUUUAAAAAGAAACAAUGGGAUAGCUCUUCUAAUCUUAUGUCGGAGUUUAGGCGAAAUUUUGAAUAAAUAACCCGCCAAAUGUAAUUUUAAUAGUGACUAAAUGACAAAAUAUAUUUUAGUCAUUUUUAAAAUAAAUUUUAAAGCUGGUUACAUCUAUGACAGAAACAUUUGUUUUCGUCAUUUUUAAAAUAACGUUUGGGAGAGGGAUGGAAAUAUUUCAUUUCAAUUGAAUAUUGGACCACUGCUAUAUUUUCUUAUUAUCUUGAAAAAAAAAACGUAUAAUAGGACCACUGUUUAAUAGAAAAGCUAUCUCUGUAAUAUUAGAUGCGUACGUUUACAAUAAAUGCAUAGGUAAAUUAAAGUUACAAUAAAAAUAAUAUGUCGCAUUUUUUUAGGUGGCGUUUGUAGCAACCCACCACUUUUGGCUUCCAUAGUUUUGAAGUAGAAAUUUAAAUAUUUGGAGAUAAAACCAUAAAAUUUUGUACUUUACAUACAUCAAGGAAAUUAAAAUUUUAAUAAUUCAUUACUGACGUUAGAGGCCAGUUGUGAUAUGCAUUUAAUGUAUCUAUUAUUUUUAAUACCUACCAUCUUUUAAAAGACAGCUUUCAAAACGGUUUUUACUAAAACAAACAUGACUAAAUAAUAAAGACAGUCUAUUCCGCAAACUCAAAGCAGCAGAUCCUAAAGACAUAAAAAAUCGUUUGUUUUUUUUUCUUUUUAAGUUUUCGAGUGUCUAGGGUUAAGUGAAAAGGGCGUAUACAGUUUUUGGAUUUUUAGUCAAUUUUAAAAUAAUUUUAAAUUUUGGUUCUUUUGAGCCUGUGUGUAUAUGUCCUUGCCAGUUCCAGUUUGUUUUUUUUUUUUUCAAAUAUUGGAUUGUUUUGGUACUUUUUAAAACGCGGCAACGUUUAUGAUCGUUUGUAUCUAUUAGUGUACUGUAGUAUUAAAAAUGUAAAAGACAUUUUAUUGUGACACUAUGGUUUUUGUGUGCGAUGCUUAUUAUUUAUACAUAAAAUUGUAACAAAAUAAGGUUCGACUACAAUAAUCCAACUUGAUUCUCAGUAGAAACAGUGGUUAUGUGUAAUAAAUAAAAAGCAACGCAUACAAAAAUACCCUAAAUAUAUUAUUCUCACGAGCUUUCGUAAUAUUAGUUUGAUAUAUAAAAAAGUAUAUAUUUUUCUUACUUCUAGCGUAGUGGUAGCGAGCGAUAUACAUUGUUUUUUGUUAUUUAUUAUGAAAUUGACUAUGAUUUUGGAAUAAAUCUCUUACUAGAACUA
Helicoverpa zea (corn earworm) is the source of this 4587-nucleotide messenger RNA. Its product is annotated as RNA pseudouridylate synthase domain-containing protein 2-like. The record is from RefSeq and is a predicted model, not a curated record. Lineage: Eukaryota; Metazoa; Arthropoda; Insecta; Lepidoptera; Noctuidae. Gene Ontology annotation, biological process: pseudouridine synthesis. Gene Ontology annotation, molecular function: pseudouridine synthase activity; RNA binding. The coding region runs from base 388 to 2169 and encodes 593 amino acids. The transcript is spliced from 14 exons.